UGGGGCAGCACAUUUAUUAGACACAGUAACAGGGAAAGACAGGGGAAACAAGCAGUUGUAAAGAAAAAAAUAGAAUGAGAGAGGGAGUUGGAUACAAGCUGUCAGAAAAGAGAGAUAAACAAAGAGUAUAGAUAAACACAAAACUAUUGCCACCAUAUGGUUACACACCCUACUCAGAUCCAUUGCUCUUCAUCACCUUCUUCGCCAUCCUCUGAAGUCUUGAUUGUGUAGUAAGAGCUGAUAACCCUCACUAUGGCUAAGGAUGGCAGUUCCCUCCUCCAUUAUCUCAACAAGUCCACUUCCACCUCUAUCCUCUUCACCAAAGACACUGUUGAGGAUUCCAGCAUCGUGAGUAAUGACGCCACCACAGCCAUAGGAGCCCUCAUCUUGGGCCUGGUCUUCCUCCUCGGCGUCCCAGGAAACCUCUUCAUCAUUUGGAGCAUCCUGGCCCGUGCCCGCCAACGCUCCGUUACCACCCUCCUCAUCCUCAACCUCGCGUGCGCCGAUGGCUUUCUCAUGUGCCUUACCAUCUUCUUCCUAAUUUAUCUGGCCAGGCAGAACUGGGACUUUGGCGACCUCAUGUGCAAAGGACUGUUUUACCUGUGCAACACUAACAUGUACGCCUCCAUCUUCCUCAUCACGCUGAUGAGCCUGCACAGGCUAGUUGCAGUGGUGUGGCCCCAUCGAGUGGCGGCCCUGGCCAGCAAGAAGAUGGUGGUGCGGGCAAUAGCUGUGCUCUGGGCCCUAGUGUUCUCAAUUUCUAUCCCUGCUCUGGUGUUCAGGCAGGUGAGGUAUGAUCAUGAUGAACAGAACAACACCCGCCUGGUGUGUGCCUCAAAUCACUCCCGGUCUCGAUAUGUGGUGUACCAGUACACCUUUGAGACAGUAGUGGGAUUCCUGGUUCCGUACGGGGUUAUAGUGAACAGCUACGUCUGCAUCCUGAGACGCCUCAGACAGACCAAGUUCCGUCGUAAGGUCCGCAGUGAGAAACUCAUCCUGGCCAUCGUUGUGAUGUUUGGCAUCUUCUGGUUGCCAUAUCACCUCAUUAACAUAAUACAGGUGGUGGCUGAACAGUUUGAUGACAGCUCACCAACAAAAAAGAGACUAGAUAUGGUAUGGCAGCCCAGUCGUGCCGUGACCUCCGCUCUGGCCUUCAUCAGCAGCUGUGCUAACCCUAUACUCUACACCUUUGCUGGAAAAUCCUACAUCAAAGAGGACGGCAUUGCCUUCAUGGCUCGGCUCUUUGAGGGGACAUCUCUGGACACUGGGAUAAAGAAGGGAAUUGGACUAAAAGAUGCGUUGUCUUUCAGCAGCACUGGGGGCAAUGCUGUGAAGAACGAAAAACAGACACUUGUGUAGAGUUGCACUGCAGAUGCUAUCCACUCAUCAUGACGAUGCACUGCUGCACACAGACUGCUUCGAAACCUUUACCUGUCCAAAUGGGACCAUCUGAAAGAAUCCCUACAAUAUUCAGUGCACCUUGUGUUAGACAAGUUUCUCAGUAGACCCAAAUUCACUGCCACUAAUCUUUGUAAAUGCGUUUUGUAAAUGUGCCCCCCCCCAAAAAUUAAAAUACUUUUAAUAUACACUGCUUGUACUGCUUGAAUGUUUGUUGCAUCCCAUGUUGUAAAUACCACUUAUAAUACUGUGGAAUAUUGUGAUUAAAAUAAG
Molecule: messenger RNA, 1671 nt
Organism: Oncorhynchus mykiss (rainbow trout)
Lineage: Eukaryota; Metazoa; Chordata; Actinopteri; Salmoniformes; Salmonidae
Gene: ltb4r2b
Product: leukotriene B4 receptor 2b
Biological process (GO): phospholipase C-activating G protein-coupled receptor signaling pathway; positive regulation of cytosolic calcium ion concentration; complement receptor mediated signaling pathway
Cellular component (GO): plasma membrane
Molecular function (GO): leukotriene receptor activity; complement receptor activity
Source: RefSeq, a predicted model, not a curated record